Messenger RNA from Neofelis nebulosa (Clouded leopard), 5069 nucleotides. RefSeq names its product F-box and leucine rich repeat protein 4 (gene FBXL4). The transcript has 9 exons. Gene Ontology annotation, molecular function: protein binding. Gene Ontology annotation, biological process: SCF-dependent proteasomal ubiquitin-dependent protein catabolic process. Bases 345 to 2093 code for a protein of 582 amino acids. Gene Ontology annotation, cellular component: SCF ubiquitin ligase complex. The record is from RefSeq and is a predicted model, not a curated record. NCBI's taxonomy places the organism in Eukaryota, Metazoa, Chordata, Mammalia, Carnivora, Felidae.
CCUUCGCGUCUUCCUUCCGGGUCGCGCUGGGCCGCGCUCGCCGCCGCCGCGCCGCAGCGCGGGACUCUGGGAGCCGCCCCCGCGCCGGUGUCUCCCGGUGCCGCCUGGGUCGCUGGUGAAGCCCACGGCGCGCACCUCUCCCGGACCCUACAGGGUAAAAGAAUGUGACAUUUCAACAUUGGAACCUGAAAUCAGCAUGCAAUUUUCAAGGCACAUGGAUGAAUGCCAACUUUUACAUUUCCUGUGUGUAUCCUGUGACCAUUCUCUCUGGGAACAUCCUUCAAAGAGUUCAUGCGUCUUACUGAGGACACCUGACCUUUUGAAGCUUCAUAAUUCACACCUAGAUGUCACCAGUCUUUCCCAUGUUAACCGUUCUGACUAUGUUUUAUUAUAUAUGCCUUCGGCGCCGAGCCAGGACAGCUACAAGAGGAGAAAUGAUGAACAGCCAUAGAACUAUAGAAUCAAACAGCCGGACUUCCCCUCUCCACGCAGAGGUGGUCCAGUAUGCCAAAGAAGUAGUGGAUUUCAGUUCCCAUUAUGGAAGUGAGAACAGUAUGUCCUAUACCAUGUGGAAUUUGGCAGGUGUACCAAAUGUAUUUCCAAGUUCUGGUGACUUCACUCAGACAGCCGUAUUUCGAACUUACGGAACAUGGUGGGAUCAGUGUCCUAGUGCUUCCUUGCCAUUCAAGAGGACGCCACCUAAUUUUCAAAGCCAAGACUAUGUGGAACUUACUUUUGAACAACAGGUGUAUCCUACAGCCGUUCAUGUUCUGGAAACCUAUCAUCCUGGAGCAGUCAUUAGAAUUCUGGCUUGUUCUGCAAAUCCCUAUUCCCCAAUUCCACCGGCUGAAGUAAGAUGGGAGAUUCUUUGGUCAGAGAGACCGACGAAGGUGAAUGCUUCCCAGGCUCGCCAAUUUAAACCUUGUAUUAAGCAGAUAAAUUUUCCCACAAACCUUAUACGGCUGGAAGUAAAUAGUUCUCUUCUGGAUUAUUACACCGAAUUAGAUGCAGUCGUGUUACAUGGUACGAAGGACAAGCCAGUGCUUUCUCUCAAGACUUCACUUAUUGACAUGAAUGAUCUAGAAGAUGAUGACUAUGAAGAAAAGGACGGUUGUGGAAUGGACAGUCUCAACAAAAAGUUUAGCAGUACUGCCCUCAGGGAAGGGCCAAAUAAUGGAUAUUUUGAUAAACUGCCUUAUGAGCUCAUUCAACUGAUUCUGAACCAUCUUACACUGCCAGACCUGUGUAGACUAGCACAGACUUGCAAACUACUGAACCAGCACUGCUGUGAUCCUCUACAGUACAUCCACCUCAAUCUGCAGCCGUACUGGGCAAAACUAAGUGACACCUCUCUGGAAUUUCUGCAGGCACGCUGCACCCUUGUUCAGUGGCUCAACUUGUCUUGGACUGGGAACAGGGGCUUCAUCUCUGUUGCAGGAUUCAGCAGGUUUCUAAAGGUUUGUGGAUCUGAAUUAGUGCGCCUGGAAUUAUCCUGUAGCCACUUUCUUAAUGAAACUUGCUUGGAGAUUAUUUCUGAGAUGUGUCCAAAUUUACAGGACUUAAAUCUCUCAUCCUGUGAUAAAUUACCACCUCAAGCUUUCAACCACAUUGCCAAAUUAUGCGGUCUUAGACGACUUGUUCUCUAUAGAACAAAAAUAGAGCAAACAGCACUGCUCAGCAUUUUGAACUUCUGUUCAGAGCUUCAGCACCUUAGUUUGGGCAGUUGUGUAAUGAUUGAAGACUAUGAUGUGAUAGCCAGCAUGAUAGGAGCCAAGUGUAAAAAACUCCGAACUCUGGAUCUGUGGAGGUGUAAGAAUAUUACUGAGAACGGGAUAGCAGUACUGGCUUCUGGGUGUCCGCUUCUGGAGGAACUCGACCUUGGCUGGUGCCCUACACUGCAGAGCAGCACCGGGUGUUUCGCCAGACUGGCACGCCAGCUCCCAAACUUGCAAAAACUCUUUCUUACAGCUAACAGAUCUGUGUGUGACACAGACAUUGAAGAACUGGCAUGUAAUUGUACCCGAUUACGGCAACUGGACAUACUAGCAAGAGCAAGGAAAUAUGGAGAGUUCCAGUCUGACAUGGCAACAUAGGAAGACUCUGAACUCAGCUCCACGGAACACAGCAGUUUAUACCUGCUUAUAGAGCAGUUCCUCCUGAGAGAACUGAGGGCUGACUAAACAGCUUCUGCAAAACCAUAGAAUGGCAAGAGAACAGCAAGAAAAACUGAGACACAGUAACAAAGGGAACCUCCACCUCUGACAAGGCCAACAGCAGUUGGGGGGGGGGGGGCGAGGGGGGGAUAGUACUGAGGGACCAGGAACAGAUCUCUGUCCUUGGGCACAGGAUAAAAGCCUCAGUGGAGAAGAGCAACUAACACAUAAGAGAGACAACAGUAGAACUCUACCAAAUUGCAGAGGGACUGUGGGUCACUCUCCAGGUCAAAGGGACUGGAGGACAACACAGUUUGUGUUCCCACCCCACCUUAAAAGCCUAGACCCCACCAGGAUCUAGACACCAGCAGGUCCGGUCAUCAGAGUGCACCUGUAACCUCAGCAAGACCAGAGUCCACAGCCCAUGCCACCUUUGGGGGCAGUGGCACUGGGGCAUAGAAAAUAAACUGGGUUUAUUUGUGCGUGUGGUUUUGGUUUUGUCUUGUUUCGUUUUUGUUUUCCUUUUUUUUCCCUUUUUAUCCCUUUUUUUUCUUUUAUUUUUCUAUCAUCAUCAUCAUCAUCAUCAUCAUCAUCAUCAUCAUCACCUUUCUCUAAAAGCCAUGAUUUAAAAGAGCAACUAGCAGAUAGAAGAGUCAACUCUAGAACUCCACCAAACAGUGGGGAGAGCUGCUAGAAUGCUCUCUGGGUGGGAGGAGCUUAUGUACAUGGUCUGCACUCUCCCUCCACCUUGAAAGCACAGACCAGUGCACAGUCUGGCACCCUAACUGGCCUCCUGCCUCAGUGAACCCUGAGCCCUUAGCCCACACCAGCCCCAGCUGUCCUACCUAGGCAGCCACAAAGUCGUACACACCAGGACACCCCUGGUUAGUGCUCACUCCAGCCCCAGUCUUCACAUCAAGGUGACACAGGUGCAGACAUCCCAGAACACUCCAGGCGCACACCACUUGUGCUUCCAGUGACUUGCUAGGGCACCCACAGUGCAGAGUGCUUCACCAUCUUUGGCUGACAUCUGCUUCAGCUCCAGCCAUCCUGCCAGGGCACACCUGUGUGGAGCACCCCAGAACACUUCCACCCAUGCCAACCUCAGCUCCAUCCACCCAGCCAGGGCGCCUCCAUUGGACAACCUGACUUGCUCCUAAUUCAAUUUCAGCUAUCCUACCAGGGCAUGUUGUGUGUGGAGAGCCCAGGGACCACAUCUUUGCUUUAGUUGUCCUGCCAAGAUGACCCCUGCAUGGAACACCCCAGGACCUCCCAACCUAUACCCCACACCAGCUACAGCCAUUAUUCAGUGCACCCUCUGUGUGGAAAUUCCAGAAACACCCAAGUUUAUAUCCAUUUCUGCUUCAGCUGUCUUUCCAAGGUGCCUCUGUGUGGAGAGCCCCUUGUCCCCCCAGCUUGGACCCACUUUAGUUUCAACUCUCCUGCUAGGGUACCUUCUGCCUAGAGAGCUCAGGGAUCUCCUGGCCUGCACAUCGCAUCAGCUCCAGCCAUUCCGCCAAGGUACCCCUGCACAGAGCACCCUGGGACACUCUGACUUGCACCCAUUUCAGCUUCAGUUGUCCUGCUAGUGUGCUCUCCACACACAGAACCCUGGGACAUCCUGACCUGAAUCUGCUUCAGUUUUAGCUGUCCUGACAAGGGACUCACUAUGUGGAAAGUACCAGGUUCCCCUAACCCAUGCCAGCCACAGGUCCAGCUUGCCAGCCAGCAAAAGUCACCAAGCAUAUAGUCUACAUAGGGGAUGACCAAACACAAGACCAUUCCUUCAAGUUCAGGAGAAUUAGCUGCACCUCCUAAUCCAUAGAAAUAAAUGCAGAAAGUCAAGCAAAAUGAAGAGACAGAGGAAUAUGCUUCAAAAGGAAGAACAAGAGAAGGACUAAGUGAAAUAAAAAUAAACAGCAUGCCUGAGAAGGAAUCUAAAGUAGUGGUCAUUAAAAUACCAGGCUGGAGAGAACAGUGGAAGAACCCAGUGACACCUUCAGUAAAGAGAUAGAAAAUAUAAGCAAGAGCUGAUCAGAGUUGAAGAAUACAAUAACUGAAGUAAAAAACACACUAGAGGGAAUCAACAGAUUAGCAGAUGCAGAAGAGAUCUGGAAGACAGGGUAAUGGAAAGCACCCAAGAUGAACAUCAAAAAGAGAAAAGACUUUUUAAAAAUGAAGAUAGAUUAAGAGAACCCUUGGACAACAUCAAGCAAACAAACAUUCACAUUCGGGAGUCCCAUAAGAAGAAGAGAAAGGGGUGAAAAACUUAUUUAAAGAAACGGUAGCUGAAAACUUCCCUAAUGUAGGGAAAGAAUCAGACAUCCACAUCAAAGAAGAGAGUUCCAAACAAGAUGAACCCAAGGAGGUCCACACUACAACAUGUAAUAAGUAAAGUUUUAAAGGUUAAAGAUAGAAUCUUAAAAGCAAGAGAGAAACAAAAAGUUACCUACAAGGAAAAACCUGUAAGAUAUAUCAGCUGAUUCUUCAGCAGAAACUUUGCAGGCCAGAAGGGAAUGACACAAUACAUUCAAAAUGCUGCAAGGAAAACACCUACAACCAAGAAUAAUCUACUCAUCAAGGGUGUCAUUCAGACUUGAAGGAGAGAGAGUUUCCCAAACAAAAACUAAAGGAGUUUAUCACCACUAAGCCAGACUUAGAAGAAAUGUUAAAGAGACUUCUGUAAGUCCUAAAGGAAAUGGCCAUAAUUAGACAUAGAAAAAUUAUAAGUAAAAAGAUGUAAAAUAGGACCACAUAUUCAUAAAACAUGAAGGGGAAAAAGGAAAAGAAGGUUUUAUUUUUUUCUUUUUUGUUUUUAGAAUGCCUUUGAAGUUCAUCAAAGUAAUAUAGACUGCUGUAUACUUAGGAUGCUAUAUUUGAACCUCAUGAGGUACACAAAAAAUAAGGAGAAAGAAA